Molecule: messenger RNA, 924 nt
Organism: Chaetomium globosum CBS 148.51
Lineage: Eukaryota; Fungi; Ascomycota; Sordariomycetes; Sordariales; Chaetomiaceae
Exons: 2
Coding region: 1-924 (307 amino acids)
Source: RefSeq, a predicted model, not a curated record
AUGACAUUGCAUCCCGUUAAUAUUGCCAUGGCUGACUCGCUCAUGUCGCCUCAAGAGGUGGCAACAUGUCUCCUGGAUCAGCGCAACCCGGCUCACAACAUUGCUGCCCUGGAACAUCGCCAGCGGCUCAUCAGGACCUGGGGGAUCCCCCUCGGCUCCAACAUUCUCGAGAUUGGCCCUGGCCAAGGCGAUUUUACCGUUGCUCUGGCCGACGCUGUAGGGCCGGCGGGGCGUAUUGUUGCCAUUGACAAUUGCCCUCCAGGCUAUGGCACUCCGCCCGUGGAGGAGGCACAAGCAUUCAUACUCGCCUCGCAUCUGGGCCCGAGAAUCGAAUUCGUCCGCGGCGACCCCAUCGAAUAUCUCUCUUCGCGCACGGAACCCACAGCAGCAGCCAGCCCGAAGAAAUUCGACUUCAUUGUGUUCUGCCACUGUGUCUGGUACUUCUCCAAACCACACUACCUGGCCCAACUGCUCCGUGUUGCCCCCCCCUGGGCCGGCACGGCGCUGGUGGCCGAGUGGAGCCUCUCCACGUCGCUCCCGGAGGCCUUCCCUCACGUACUCUCCGCCCUUCUUAACAAUACGCUCGAGAGCCUACAGAGCGACAGCUCGCUGCGUAACAUUAGGACGGCGCAGACUCCGCCGCAGAUCAUUCAGGCUGCCGAGAGCGCGGGGUGGGCGUUGAGAAUGGAGCAGGUUAUCCCUCCAGCGCCGGGGCAGCUGGAUGGGCGCAGGGAGGCCCGGAUGGUGAUCGCGUCGGAGUAUUUCAAGUCAGAUCUGGAGGCCGUGCAGGUGAAUGAGGGCGUCAGGCAAAUGCUGUAUGCUAUGCGGGAUGCUGUCGCCGCUAGCGUGGCACGGCUCGACGGGGGUAUCGAUGCUGUGAGGGCUAUGGAUGUUUGGCUCGCGCGAUUUGAACUGAGCGAAUAG